AUGCAAUCUGUCUCCUAUGCUGCCCCCAAGUUUGCAAAAGAGAGAGGGUGCCGUACAAUUGUUUUGGUGCCAGAUGAGUACGAAACCCGCAUCGGCCUUGCACACGGCACUGAGCCUAUCUUGGUCCCUGCCCUGGUUGCUGUGCGGACACGAGAAUCUCCUACGCGGGGUAGUGGUGUUCAUCGGUAUCACUUUCCUUUAUUCUAUGAACGGCUUAUGCUUAAUUCUUUAAUAAAUGGGUAUCCACAGGCACCCUUGUCUAAAUUCCAAGAGUUUAAGAAGGAUUACCCCCAGAUGGUGCCUUCAGCAGAUACUAUCGACGAAACAGACAACGAUGAGCAGGUCAGGGAGCUGUCUGACCCUUUUUUAUUCGGAAAGGACGUUCUAUCGGCAUCGUUAGCCGAGAAUUAUGACAUUUAUAAUGUGUUUACCGGCGGCGGGCAUUUAAACGUUCAGGGGUGUAGUUCACAGCUCCAAUAUUUAAAGCUUUUAGAGCGUUUUAUCCGCUACUUAUUCACCCAGGUUGUCUCACGCUUUGAAAGUAACCUUAUAGAGCUUCAGGAGCUCACUGGGGCCUUUAAAGUCAACCAGGAGCCAAAGCGUGCCGAGGACAGUCUUGGGGCUUUGGGUUCCUCCGCAGGACCAAUCGCUGUCCCUGUGGCACCCCCUCACAACCUGGAUGUAGCAGAUGGUGGCGGUGAAGGCGAAGUGCAAGAACUGAAGCAGGAGAAGCAAGAAAAGAAGGCUAGGCCAAAGGCUAAGCGACCCUGCGUUCAGAUAACAAAGGACGAUACUAUUGUAGCAGACACAGACAUACCCAUAUACCAAUCAGAAAGCGAGCUGCGGCAGGUGACGGCUGCCACAAGCAACCUGUUUGGCACCAAUGCCAGAUCAUUGCUCCCCACAAGGGAGAGGUUGCAGCUCUUCCACAAGCGCAGGCGACUCAACUACCUUGCAGCCCCAUAUGCACCCGAGCAAUAUACCAUCGCCGUUGUGCUCCCAGACACAAUCACUCGUGCAGAAUUGAGCAUUUGGACCGAAAUUAUAUAUGGCAGGCUGGGAUUUUCGGGGGCAUUCAUCUCAACUGCGACCCCCAUGGCAUCUUCCUUCUCCAGUGCCUCAUGCAUGACGCUUUCAGCCACGGCAUCCUGUUCUAGAGCCUGCAUCGCAGACCCAAGCAACUUCUCAUUAAAUAAUGCAUAUGCCCCUCUGACUAUAUGCGGAGACGUUAUUCUAGGAACCGUUGCUGGCGUGUUGCACUCUCUCGUCGAGGUCGGCAGAAGGAAGACACCGUCGAUAGACACUGCUGAAUCAAUGAGCAACUUGGUCGCUCUCCAUGACUUUCUACAUCUGUAUCUGCUUAAGAAAGAGAACGCUCUUCUGUAUUUUCAGGAGGCUUAUGCUCAGCUUCUCGAGCAGCUGGUUCUCCCGGACAAGUCCCUGUUGAAUCAGUAUUUUGAGUGCAAGUCGAACUGUUCCCCGGAGGAAUUUAAUUGCCUUGCAAAAAAUAUAAUAAAGCACAUCUUAUUCAGUUCUGAACAUGUGCUCUUUAGUUUGCUGCGGAAUAAUGGUUUGUCAUACGAGGCAUUGACUGCACAACCUGACGAUGAUGUCCAGGCCCCAGUCAUCAGUCUUGUCCAAAGCUAUCCACAGAGAUUUCUUUCUGUGCUACUCAAAAGGCAAUCUGACCAGCAACAACAAGAGCAAUGCGGUGAAGGCAGUGAAACCUUUAGGAAUGGUAAGGAUGAUAGCGGCGUAAGCAGAGAUAGGUAUGCAUCUAUGGGACAGUCUAUGGAGCAAUCUAGGCCAAUUUCUACGUGUCUUACAGUGAGUUUAGGAUAUGUGGGCUUGGUUGCUGCAGUUUGUCUAUUGAAUAAUUGGCUGUUUGAGACGCCCAAGCCUCACUUCCCUGUACUCUAUGCUAGCCAGCAUGCGGGUACAGGACUCGAAAAGUUCUUGGUUGAUGAUACUAAUUUCUCUCUUCGCACACUAUCACCGAAUGAGCACUUGCAAAAUUUAAAUGCAAGCCGCUUGCUGGAUAUAGAUUCAAGUGCAUGCAUUGGCCAGUUUUCGUUUCCAUUUGACACCGUAAAGAAGGAGGUGAUUGACAUGUACCAGAAAAUCCCCACUACGGAUUCCUCAGCAGGAGUCUCUGUGAACGCUGUUCUGGCGACAAAGUAUGGAGCCCCAGAGACACUUUCUAGAGUACACUCUGUCUUGUUUGCAAUCUUCAUGCACUUACUUAGGCUUUCUUACCUUGUUGACAGCAUGCUCAAUAAGGAAGAAGCCAAGGGGAAAGGUGGGCAAUCAGUUACUUCUGCCUCUACCAAAGACGCGCCUCCAGAUGAGCUAGAGGCGUCGGACACAAUAAAGGAGCCCGCAAUAAAGAACACCGUGCCUGCAUCUGGUCCAGCCAAAGGGAAAUCGCAGGGGUAUGCUACCGGUAUCAGCCUCAAUUCAAAGGUUGCCUCUGUUUUGCAGAUCUUCAAGAGCAUCGUAACAACUGGAAUGCUUGUCUAUCUCCCUGGAUUAGUAGAAUACCUUGGACAAAGCUUUUUAAAGGAGGAGAGCUAUCCUGAGCUUCUAGAAUUAGGUGUCAAAAAGGAUGACGUUACGAUAAGGUCUGCCAGCCUAGAGUGGCUAGAUCAAAACUUCCGCAUAGGGCCCGACCGAACAGCCUCUUUGGAGUGGCUAGGGGGCGCCUGGAGCGCACUCUGCGAUGCGGGCAUAGAAUGCUAUGUUACCUCAGAGGAGUUCCGUGCUUAUGGCGUUCGUGUAUUCAUGGAGCGUGCGCUCUUCUUUUAUCCGUAA
This is a messenger RNA of Giardia duodenalis, 2811 nucleotides long. RefSeq lists its product as uncharacterized. The record is from RefSeq and is a predicted model, not a curated record. NCBI's taxonomy places the organism in Eukaryota, Fornicata, Diplomonadida, Hexamitidae. The transcript has a single exon. The coding region runs from base 1 to 2811 and encodes 936 amino acids.